AAUGACCAAGCAAAGUUUGUGUUCGUUAGGUGCUGCGGUAGUUUACUUACUCCUUAGACGAUUGCUGCGGUAGUUUACUGCUGGGAGUCUGGAGUGUGAAGUACAAACAUCUCAACAUCUGUAGUGGUGUAAAAUAAUGGCACUGAAUUGCAGAUCGUAUAUUAUUGCUUUUCGAAAUGCUGCCAGGACUUUUGGCACAUCACCUGGAUGGCAGAGCGAAGCAGUAGCGGUACCCCAAAGCUUGGCAGCACCACUCAUCCUAGAUGAAAAUUUCAAUAUUGACAGGAAAGUUGUAGAAAAACGUGAAGCAUGGAUAGAAACCCUAGAUACAAGUGCACCUAGUCAUCAAGUGGGCCUCAUACACCUACAUCCAAAAGUGUUUGCUGAUUACCCAAGGCUAGACAUUAUCCAUGAAAAUGCAGUAUGGCAGCAAAAAUUUCGUAUGGUGAAUACCGCACAUACCAAGUUACGAUCAGAAGUAAGAGGAGGGGGCAAGAAGCCUCAUCCCCAAAAAGGAUUAGGGAGAGCAAGACAUGGUUCUAUCAGGUCUCCCUUGUGGGUUGGUGGUGGUCGGGCACAUGGCCCAAGAGCAUUUACCACACAGUUCUACAUGCUACCAUUUGCAAAAAGAAUAAGAGGGCUUACUUCAACAUUAUCUGCUAAAUUUUCACAGGAUGAUCUCAAGAUUGUAGAAAACCUGGAUUUGCCAUCAGAUGAAGCUGGGUACUUGGAGAAGUUAUGCGAAGAACGCUGCUGGGGUCCAUCAGUUUUAUUUGUGGAUGACACUGAUCUGAUGCCACGCAAUAUAACCAUUGCUACUGAUACCAUACAACAUGUUAAUCUUAUGCCAGUUUAUGGCCUCAAUGUUCACAGUAUGCUGAAACAUGAAACUCUAGUGCUGACCGUUUCUGCUGCUCGACGUAUUGAGGAAAGAUUAUUAUAUCAUCUCAACAGACCAGAUUUUUAUAAAAUGAAUAAUGAAAGGUUCAAGAAAUAAGAAUAAUUACUUCAUGAUUGUUUUUUCUUCUCUACAAAAUGGGAAGAAUGUCCAUAUUCUUACAAAUUAAUAUUUAGAUUUGUUAUAAAUUUAAGUAAAUUUAAAUUUCAUUGAAGUAAAAAACACUUAAAAAAAACUAGUGAUAUAAUUGUAAAUGAGCCUGUUUUCAAAACCUAUAAUUUUUACUGUUAAAGAAAUUAACAUAUUGGUAAAUUUCACAUUUUGUUUAAAUAACAACUAUACUGUACAAUUAUAGAGUACAGUAUACUGUAUAUUUAUUUUGAUUCCCGAUGGUAAAUUUCCUUUUCAUUUUUAGUUUAUAUUGUAUAUUGUGGAUAAAGUCAAUAAAUUAAUGCAUUUGUUGUGUGAUAUAUCUGUACUAUAACUUAAUUGUACGGUUUUAGCAUUAUCCCAAGAGGCAAGAAACUAUGUUUAUUAGACACUAGUAAACUGUACUGUAGAAGUAAUUGCAGGGGGAUCUUGUAUUGUACAAAUACAGUCAUAACUUUUUAUCUUUCCUAAGUUGUAUCGCAUUGAACAAAAUAAAGCAGAGUGAUAGAAAUUCA
This is a messenger RNA of Homarus americanus (American lobster), 1563 nucleotides long. RefSeq names its product 39S ribosomal protein L4, mitochondrial-like (gene mRpL4). The coding region runs from base 137 to 997 and encodes 286 amino acids. Gene Ontology annotation, molecular function: structural constituent of ribosome. The record is from RefSeq and is a predicted model, not a curated record. Gene Ontology annotation, biological process: translation. The transcript is spliced from 8 exons. Lineage: Eukaryota; Metazoa; Arthropoda; Malacostraca; Decapoda; Nephropidae. Gene Ontology annotation, cellular component: ribosome.